Molecule: messenger RNA, 300 nt
Organism: Penicillium cataractarum
Lineage: Eukaryota; Fungi; Ascomycota; Eurotiomycetes; Eurotiales; Aspergillaceae
Exons: 3
Source: RefSeq, a predicted model, not a curated record
UUUUCCUCCCCCCUUCGCGGGCGCGUGGGUGCCCGAACAUUCUCCGUCUCCCGUCCCCGCUGGGAGGCCGCGCCGUUGCCAGCGCGAAAGCCUGUUGGCGCUUUCCGUGGAGGACUCUUCGGCUUCCUAGCCGGUGCAGUCGUUGCCGGCGCGUCCGUCUACUACUAUGUGCUUGGAGACUACCGUGUUUCCAACGAGAUGUUGAAUGACGAUAUUACUGCUCUUCAGCAUGCUACCAUCAAGCUUCAGUCCUACAUUACGGAGCUGGAGACCCGGGUGGAUCAGCUGAAGAAGAAAUGA